This is a messenger RNA of Westerdykella ornata, 244 nucleotides long. RefSeq lists its product as uncharacterized. The record is from RefSeq and is a predicted model, not a curated record. NCBI's taxonomy places the organism in Eukaryota, Fungi, Ascomycota, Dothideomycetes, Pleosporales, Sporormiaceae. The transcript has a single exon. The coding region runs from base 54 to 215 and encodes 53 amino acids.
UUGCAGCGGAGCUCAAAGUGAAAAGAGCCCGGAAUCGUUUCAAGUCCAACAUCAUGGCUGGCAGUGAUGCCGUUUCCGUUUACAACGCUAUGCUCGCCCUCCUCGUAGGCUACUUAUUAAGGAGCACCAACGGGCCGUCCUUAGGCAGCUAUUACAUUCAGUUAGCUACACCAUCUACACCUCCCCUAGCAUCUUUAACUGCCAUCUUCGACUAGACCAACCUCUCCGCCUGCACUACUUCCAC